This is a messenger RNA of Tricharina praecox, 770 nucleotides long. RefSeq lists its product as uncharacterized. The transcript is spliced from 2 exons. The record is from RefSeq and is a predicted model, not a curated record. Bases 167 to 646 code for a protein of 159 amino acids. NCBI's taxonomy places the organism in Eukaryota, Fungi, Ascomycota, Pezizomycetes, Pezizales, Pyronemataceae.
UGUUUUACCAGCUGCCGACAGACGGAUGGAGAAGCACCAACGUUUACCACCACCAGUACCAUCAGUACCACCACCACCUCCUCCACCUCUACCUCCGCCCGCUAUACACUUAAUACUCAUCAGCAACACACACGCACUUCCGUAAACGUCGACCCGCCAUGACUCAAUGUUAUCAGAUCCAUCCCAGGUCUGGCUGGCGCCUGCUCACACGCUUCCCAACAUUGGGGUAGUGGUCGUAGUAGUCGUCGUUGCUGGCUGGCUGUACUGCGGGGCGGUGAGUGUCGGCGUCGUACCCCGCGUAGGUGGGCUCCUCCUCCCGUAUACCGAUCCGCCCUGCUUGGGUCCCUCGUGGCUUGCGAGGACCUGCAUACCUUUUUUUCGACAUAUACCACACACGCCUUCACUCACCCGUCUACCUUCAACAAUCAAACAGUCCAUCCUCAGCGAUUGUCUUUGCCGCCUCCGGCCUCUUCUUCGUCUUCUUCUUCCUAUUCAUCCCCACCCUUGCGCACGUGCACGCUCCUCCUUGAGCUCCUCCUCUCUUAUAUAUACAAACAAACCCCCUCCGAGGCUUCAGCUGUCGCCAUCGCACUACCGUCAGCCGGAAUACCAAAGCAGAUAUCGAUCUGCCAGCCAGCCACCUUAAGCGCAAUACCCUAAUUCACGCAUCGAUAUCGAUAUCAAUACUUCCGCCGGCACCACCACCCCACCACACACAAACACACACGAUCAUGCCUGCACCCGGAAACUCCCAAGACCCCGAAGUCAUC